AUACAAACAUCACAGAGGAGCGCUUUACAUUAUUCUACGAAUGAUCCGAAUGAUUCGAAUGAUCCGAAUGAUCCGAAUGAUUCGUUUGAUCCGAUUGAUUCGUUCAUAGUUUUGACGGCUUCCCUAAGGGAAAAGUGGAUGAACAAAGAAUUACCAUUAAUAACAUUUCGAUUCCAGCAAAAAAAUUUCAUUCUCCUGUUAAUACGUCGACAGAUGUCAAUGACGUACAAUCGGAUUCAUCAAGUGAUGAUAUUGCUGGUCACUCAUUUGGAUUUGCCGUCAUACCAUCGAAUAUGCUUAUGACAAUGGACGAAAAUAUUGUUGAUUCUAAAAUUGUUUUACCCUCGUUACCAUUCGCUAAUCGUGAUGUCGCAUCGACUAAGUCUUCAGAUUCGUCUGAAAAUAUUUUUUCCGCAUUAUUGACUGCCGCCGAUUUUAGCGAUCUGGACAACGUUUACAACAACAAGGAUGAACGACGAAAUGCUCGACGACCUGUAAAAACUUCAAGCGAUAUUAGCGACUUUGCCUUCAAUUUGAAUAGUCCUUGCUCCUCACGAGCAUUUUCUCCUAAACGUUCAUACCUUACACCUGACAGCAGCUGA
Didymodactylos carnosus is the source of this 602-nucleotide messenger RNA. Lineage: Eukaryota; Metazoa; Rotifera; Eurotatoria; Philodinida; Philodinidae. The record is from the annotation of a GenBank genome assembly.